Oenanthe melanoleuca is the source of this 2758-nucleotide messenger RNA. RefSeq names its product phenylalanine hydroxylase (gene PAH). Lineage: Eukaryota; Metazoa; Chordata; Aves; Passeriformes; Muscicapidae. The coding region runs from base 415 to 1752 and encodes 445 amino acids. The transcript has 13 exons. The record is from RefSeq and is a predicted model, not a curated record. Gene Ontology annotation, biological process: L-tyrosine biosynthetic process; L-phenylalanine catabolic process. Gene Ontology annotation, molecular function: iron ion binding; phenylalanine 4-monooxygenase activity.
CGAUGGGAAAUCCACCUGAGGCUGAGCACGCAGCUGCAAUAGGAAGGCUGAGCUGGAAACCAUGUGUUGAUAUGGAAAAAUGAAGGCAGCUGGUGUUGAUCAGGAGGAGGAAGGCUGCUAACUCAGAGCAUGCUGCUCCUCCUUGGGUGCAGGCAGGAGCAGUGUGCUGGAUUGCUGCUCCAGGCAGGGGAUGGCCAGCGUGGAGCGGCUGCUGGUGUGCCAGGGGUGGGUGGGGGGCGGGCAGGAGAACGCCCCCUUGGCAUGCUGUCCGGGGGAGGGAGCAGGGGAAGGGAUGGCUCUGCCUCGCUUGCUCCACUGUAAAUACCUUUGCACGCAUCUCUGGCCACUGCAGUGAGGUCAGAAGGCUUCACCUGCUGCAGUGGAGGGGCCUCCCUGUGUGGGCAUUGCUGCGACAUGGACUCACAGCACUACAAAAUGAACGGUGACGCUUUCCAGGAAUCUAGGUACAUUGAAGACUCCCCCAAUAAAAAUGGUGUGAUUUCUUUGAUUUUCUCUCUGAAAGAAGAAGUUGGGGCGUUGGCUAAAGUCCUGCGCACAUUUGAGGAAAAAGGUAUAAACUUGACCCACAUUGAGUCCCGACCUUCCCGUCUCAACAAAGAUGAGUAUGAAUUCUUCAUUAACUUGGAAGGCAAGAAUGUCCCAGCACUGGACAAGAUCAUCAAGUCCUUGAGAAGUGAUAUUGGAGCAACAGUCCAUGAGCUUUCACGAACAAAGAAGAAGGACACUGUGCCAUGGUUCCCAAGAAGUAUCCAGGAGCUGGACAGAUUUGCCAAUCAGAUCCUAAGCUAUGGAGCAGAAUUGGAUGCUGAUCAUCCUGGGUUCAAAGAUCCCGUGUACCGGGCGCGGAGGAAGGAGUUUGCGGAUAUCGCCUACAACUACAGGCAUGGCCAACCCAUUCCUCGUGUCACCUACACAGAAGAAGAAAAGAAAACUUGGGGCACUGUCUUCAGAGAGCUGAAGAGUCUGUAUCCAACUCAUGCUUGCUAUGAACACAACCACGUGUUCCCACUGCUGGAGAAGUACUGUGGCUACAGGGAGGACAAUAUCCCCCAGCUUGAAGAUGUUUCAAAUUUCUUGCAGAGCUGCACUGGGUUCCGGCUGCGCCCCGUCGCAGGCUUGCUCUCCUCCCGGGAUUUCCUGGCUGGGCUGGCGUUCCGCGUCUUCCACUCCACGCAGUACAUCCGCCACUCCUCCAAGCCCAUGUACACCCCGGAGCCUGAUAUUUGUCAUGAGCUGCUAGGACAUGUCCCUCUUUUUGCUGAUCCCAGUUUUGCUCAGUUUUCCCAGGAAAUUGGACUGGCAUCUCUGGGAGCUCCAGAUGAUUUCAUCGAGAAACUUGCUACGGUUUAUUGGUUUACAGUUGAGUUUGGACUUUGUAAGGAAGGAGAUUCUCUCAAGGCAUAUGGUGCAGGACUGCUGUCUUCAUUUGGGGAGCUGCAGUAUUGUUUAUCAAGUAAGCCUGAGAUUCAGCCUCUUGUCCUGGAGAAGACUUCUGUGCAGAAGUACCCUGUUACUGAGUUCCAGCCUAUCUACUAUGUUGCUGAAAGUUUUAAAGAUGCAAAAGAAAAGCUAAGGAAAUUUGCUCAAACAAUCCCUCGUCCUUUCUCUGUUCGGUAUAAUCCCUACACACAGAGGAUUGAAGUCCUGGACAACACAAAGCAGCUGAAGAACUUAGCUGACACCAUCAACAGUGAGAUUGGGAUCCUUUGCAAUGCCCUCCAGAAGAUCUAAUGAAGAUUUCCUGUAACUUGCUAGUGACUAGGAGCUAUCAUGUGCAAGUGCCAGUUUUGAUCUAGCCUCACUCUAUUACCUUCCAGUGUACUGCAUCAAUACUUAUGUUAUAUAUCUUAAUUAUUAGAGAUUAGCAUAUAAACAGACAUCUAUAGAUGACCCUCAACUCUUCUGGCCUUCAGAAACUAAUCCAUUUUUUCUCACUAAUGUAUAAAAAUUACCUUAUUCCCUGGAAUCUGGAGAAAGUCUGUAUACAUUUUGUGCCAAAGGUUAGCAGAAGGAGAUAUUCACCAUGCAGAGCUACAAUCUGCUGCACCUGUGAGGUUUGGGACCAGGGAUGGGAUGUCAGUGAUGAACAUCUUGCCUUCUCUCACAGCCACUUUCCUCUCAGUGUUUCCCAGUUGUCCAAGGUUCCCAUGGAGUCUGAAACUCUACACCUUGCAGGGUAUACAGGGAGAUUUUUCAGGGUACAAGGGAAGAUUUCUCUUUAGAGGCAUACUCAGCUAUCACAGUAGCUGGCUGAUGUGGGAAGGCUACAGUUUUUUUGUGUGUUCUCUCUGAGAGGUGUCUCUUAACUUUCUGGUCUCACAACCUAGAAGGUGGCUACCAGCACCUUGGAAAUGGAGAGGAAGUGCCUGUUACAAUGCAGCUGAAGACAUCAGAGCCUUCCAACUCCUAACUCACUCUAUCUGUGGCUAGAGUCCCCACCAAAGCCAUGGAAGACCUGUCAGCUGUGUCACAGUCUAACUGCAUUCAAACCCAAGCAUGUUAUCUUUCAAGACAGGUCCUAAGCAACAACACCUUUUUGUAUCUCCACUGCUCAUCUGAGCUUUAAUCUCCCUUUUUUUGGUGAAAGCAGUUUUAUUUUUCCUGGAGUUUAUGUCAACUGAGUCAGCAAAUGGAACCAAAGGUGACUUCAGCUUAACUCAAUGGCUGAGCUUGAGAGAGGAGUUUUGCUGUUCAGGAAGCUGUUUCUGUAUUUAUCCAAUAAAUUUCACUCAAAUCA